This is a messenger RNA of Heterobasidion irregulare TC 32-1, 1839 nucleotides long. RefSeq lists its product as uncharacterized. The transcript is spliced from 11 exons. The record is from RefSeq and is a predicted model, not a curated record. Gene Ontology annotation, cellular component: cytosol. Lineage: Eukaryota; Fungi; Basidiomycota; Agaricomycetes; Russulales; Bondarzewiaceae. Gene Ontology annotation, molecular function: methylenetetrahydrofolate reductase [NAD(P)H] activity; FAD binding. Gene Ontology annotation, biological process: tetrahydrofolate interconversion. Bases 1 to 1839 code for a protein of 612 amino acids.
AUGAAAUUGGUAGAAAAACUCAAGGCCUCUGAUGGGCCCUUCUACACGUUCGAGUUCUUCCCCCCGAGAACGGAUCAGGGCUUCAACAACCUUCUGCUGCGCAUAUCCCGCCUCGCAGAGCUCAAGCCGCUCGCAAUCAACAUCACAUGGGGGGCGGGGGGCUCGACCAGGGAUCGGACCCUCGAGCUGGCGUCACUGACACAGCGAGAAUAUGGAAUCGACACCGUCAUGCACCUGACGUGCACCAACAUGGAGAAGGGGACGGUGGACGAUGCGCUCAGAGCUGCAAAGGAACUUGGUAUCCAAAACGUCAUGGCUCUCAGGGGAGAUCCUCCGAGAGGAGAGGAGUACUGGAUUCCUACUGACCCGCGAUUUAAACACGCAGUCGACCUGGUGUCUUAUAUCCGCUCGAGCCCCGAGUUCUCUGAUACGUUCUCGAUCGGGGUGGCAGGCUACCCUGAUGGCCACACUGACAAUGAAGGAACAGAGGAUGAUGAGAUCGAGCACCUGAAAGCGAAGGUCGACGCAGGCGCUGAUUAUAUUGUCACACAGCUCUUCUACGACGUGGAUAACUUUAUCCGCUGGAUCGCCAAGGUCCGACAGCGAGGUAUCACUGUCCCCAUUAUACCGGGGAUAAUGCCUCUCCAGACGUACUCUUCCUUCUUCCGUCUGACGAAGCUGUGCGGUAUUCACGUCCCCGACUCCAUGCAGGCUGAUCUCGAACCCAUCAAGCACGACGACCAAAAAGUGAAGGAUUAUGGUGUCUCGUUUGCCGUGAAUACCAUCCAUCGAUUGAUGGGCCGCGGCGGUAUCCGGGGCUUCCACCUGUGUACGCUCAAUCUGGAAAAGAACAUACAGAGAACCCUGGAAACUCUAGGCUGGGCUCCAGGGAGCUCGAAAUCGCAUAAUAGACUGAUCGCUGAGACCCCCGUCGUCCACUCAUCUACCGCCGAUUCGGAGUUCAUGGUCAGCCCUGCAAGCGCCACAAACAUCGCGGCCAACGGGCUGUCGUCGCACCACAGACCAGGCGAGGGCGACAUCGGAAAGGGAGAAGUGAACAACGCGGCCACCUGGGACGAGUUCCCCAACGGUCGUUUCGGCGACGUCAACAGCCCCGCGUUCGGGACCCAGGACCUGUGGGGCAACUUUAGCAGACUGCCCGUCGAAGUGUCCAAGCAGUGGGCGCGGCCGCAGGGCGCGGCGGACAUCACCGCGAUCUGCCUGCGCUUCUUAUCCUCCGAAACGGCGUCGUGGCCGUUCUCGCCGACCCCGCUCUCGCUCGAGUCGCAGCAUAUCCUGCCGCACCUGAAGCGCCUCGCGCGGGCGGGGUGGUGGCCCGUCGGCUCGCAGCCCGCCGUCGACGGACAGCGCUCCGACGACCCGGUCUUUGGGUGGGGCCCGGCGAACGGGUACGUGUUCCAGAAGGCGUUCGUGGAGUUCUUCGUCGGGAUCGACGCCGUCGAGAGGCUGGAGAAGCGGGUCAAGGCGCAGGGCAAGGGGUCCGUCGACUUGCUCGCGGCCAGCCACACGGGCGAGCUGCGCACGAACAUCGCCGAGGGGGAGCGGAACGCGGUGACGUGGGGGGUGUUCACCGGACAGGAGAUCGUGCAGUCGACGAUCAUCGAGCGGGAGUCGUUCAUGACCUGGAAGGACGAGGCGUUUUCGAUAUGGAACGACUGGGCGUCGCUCUUCGAGCCCGGCUCCGAGGAGCGCGCGCUGCUGGAGGACAUCCGGAACACGCGGUGGCUGGUGAACGUCACGCACCACGACUUCAAGGACCCGGACGCGCUGUGGCGGUUCCUGUUCGAGGACGCGCCGGAGGCGAGCGCGGGUCGAUGA